Molecule: messenger RNA, 1553 nt
Organism: Neurospora tetrasperma FGSC 2508
Lineage: Eukaryota; Fungi; Ascomycota; Sordariomycetes; Sordariales; Sordariaceae
Exons: 2
Coding region: 47-1315 (422 amino acids)
Biological process (GO): positive regulation of DNA-templated transcription, elongation; regulation of transcription by RNA polymerase II
Cellular component (GO): nucleus; cyclin/CDK positive transcription elongation factor complex
Molecular function (GO): cyclin-dependent protein serine/threonine kinase activator activity
Source: RefSeq, a predicted model, not a curated record
CCUACGAAGGGCCAAAGGCGUCAACUUUAUUUUUCAGGCUGGCAUCAUGCUUGACCUCCCGCAAAUCACAUUGUGGGUUGCCGGCGUGUUCUUCCACCGCUUUUACAUGCGAAGAAGCAUGGUGGAAGAGAAGGGUGGCAUUCAUCACUACAAUAUCGCUGCUACAGCGCUCUUUCUCGCGAAUAAGACAGAAGAAAAUUGCCGUAAAACAAAAGAUUUGAUCAUUGCGGUCGCAAAAGUCGCCCAGAAAAAUACGAAGCUAAUCAUCGACGAACAAAGUAAGGAAUAUUGGCGGUGGCGCGACAGUAUUCUUAACUACGAGGAAGUGAUGCUGGAGCAGUUGACAUUUGAUCUCAUGGUCGGAAUUCCAUACCACCCACUAUACGAGUUUCUUAACAUGCUAGAGCAGGACAUUCCUCUGCAGCAACAAGAAAGCAGUCAACCGCAGCAAGAUCUCUCCAAGCAGAAGCAGCAUCUGGUUCGCAACAAGGCCUUCCGUAACGCCGCUUGGACUUAUUGCAACGACUUGUGCCUCACAGUCCUGCCCUUGCUACUCAAUGCGCGCGACAUCGCCAUCAGUGCCAUCUUUUUCGCCGCUUCCAUCCUCAAGGAGAAAGUAGACGAUUUCGACGGCGAGGCAUGGUGGAAAUACCUUAAGGGGGACGAGGGCAAGGUGUGCAUGGCUAUGGAUGUCAUUACGGAGUUCUAUAAGGAGAACCCAUUGAGGAAACAGGAUAACAGGAUGUCUCCGUCUCCCACCUUCAACCUCGAGAGUACUAGGCGUAGACUUGGAACGGCAUCUAGUCAGCAGGAGGGCGAUGGUACUCCGAUGGAGACAGACCGCAGUACACAGAGCCCUAGAAGCUCCAGUGGCCGCCAUCGUGAUAACGGCAACACCAAUGGCACACUGGAGGAGUAUGAGGAGAGGUCGCAGCCACAGCAUAUCAAGCAGGAAGGCGGGAUAUCGGCUUCGGAGGCCCAGAACGGUUCAGCGACGAAGGGCUCUUCAGAGGCAAAGUCAGCUUCCGUUAUCAAGAGCGAACCGGACAGCGCUACUUCGGGACUUGAUGCAAGGACGGUGCAGGCGCCGGUGUCGUCCAUUUCGCACAGAGGGGAUUCCGACGCGUUACUAAAAGAAGCCGCCAACAAUCUGGCAAUACAUGAACGAAGGCCGAACGAUAGCAGACUACAGUCGCCCCCCGGCGCGAAGCGUAAGAGCUCCGUGUCCGAUCCGGCGGCAGAGGGUGAACCGGAGAAUAAGCGGGCGCGGACGGUUACGAGCGAUGAGGAUGAAGGAGAAAUCAACGGGAAUUAGCGUUGCAGAUUGGGAAUCUUCUGCCCGCCUCCGCCAGAUCUUGCAGUUGCUGCUCCAAAUUCGGGUUUAUUACUUUGGCUUAUAGGGUAGUCGGCGGUUUCAGGCGUCAGCGGUGGGGGGCUACAGGAGGCGCUCUUGCAAUUACAUGGAAUGAAUUGGUUGGCGAGCAUGGAAAAUGCAUUGGGUAUUCUUUGGUCAAACUUCCCCUGGCUCGUGGGUGUAACGGGGGUCGUUUGAU